Molecule: messenger RNA, 770 nt
Organism: Dicrocoelium dendriticum
Lineage: Eukaryota; Metazoa; Platyhelminthes; Trematoda; Plagiorchiida; Dicrocoeliidae
Source: the annotation of a GenBank genome assembly
CCAAGGAACGGCUAUCUGCAUUCAUUUCUGCGCCUCCAUCUGUUGAUCUAUGUGAAGAAGUAACGAAAAUGAUGAGUGAUGACUUCCCAAUAUUAUACAAAUCGUGUUCACUGGAAAAGCGGAACAGUUCCGGAUCACAUGGACAAAAUAUCAUGCUAUACCGUCUUGCAGCAACGGAACCAUUUCACGUAGUCGACGAGCCAUUCUACCUUAAUUAUCACAGUCUUUUGGUGGACAGUCUUAACUGGGCGCACUCUAGUUGCGUAUACAACGGUUAUAUUAACACACAGCCCACAUAAAAGCGUAUAUAUUAUUACCUCGAUGUUCUGAGAGCUACUCUCGCUUUCUGGCUAUCGAAAAGGAUGUUGGUUAAGCGAAAUCUUCUUUCCUACCUGGAUCCGGUCCUGUCUUGAACUUUGUCGCUUCUGAAGCCUUGGAUGUUUACUCGUCAUUUGACAGAGGACACUAGCUAGCUACUUCUCACCCCUUUCGUGCCAUUAUUUGUGUGAAAAUGACGCUUUUAAUUUGUUUUUUUGUAAUUUGCAAAUUUCGGUGGAAGUUAUAUGGGUGCAUUCGAUAUUCUGAUCGUUGUCUUAGCUCUUUCGCAAAUUACCUGUCGUCACACGCUUGUAGUUCACGUCGGCUUUGUUGUACCAUUAACGAUUUUGUGAGCCUCUUCCAACGCAUUCGUGUCACACUUGGUCUUUCCGACUGAUCCUGUCAUAGUUUGCAUUGCUGAUCACUAGAAACCGAUGCAAACCUCUGCUGCU